AUGCAAGUCGUCUACGACCAACCACAAGUAGUCCCGCAGCCCCGCGCCGUACCAUUCCAUCAUGCUCGUCCAUCUACCAGCCAGUCUAUUAGCCGCCAUGUCUCUCAAUGGGUGGACAACAGUCGCGACCUCGCGACACGCGCUUCAUCACGUGCCAGCUUCUCUACCCUCACCCGACCACGACGAUCACACUCUGUUUACAGGCACUUCGACAAUGGUCUCGGCUUCAAUGGCAUUCAGUCUAUGGUAGAUGAUGCACCCAUGCCAGUCCGCCGUAACAGGAGCUUUCGUCGACUUGAACUAUCAAUCUACCUUCCCAAUGGAUGUGGCCGUCUUUCUCCACUGCCAGACUUUGAGGAUGAGGAGGUGUGGACUGCGGACCAGGUUGGCUUGGAGAAGCCUGCUCAAGCACUUAUUCGUCCACAAGACUCCCGCACGAAUUCGAUGUGUUCCAACCCAUCCACAUCUGAUUACUUGAUUCAACGCAAACCUGUCACUUCUUCCUCCAACUCAAUCAUGCACUCUAGGCACUCGAGUGUACAAAGCCAGAACAGCACUCGUACCGAGCGCCGCCUCUCUGGCACCACCAUGGCCACGAUGCAAACCCCUACUCUAUCUGCAUGGGUUGAGGAGCCAACAAGUUCAUCUGCAUCUCCCAUCGAGAAGCCCACCAUCCGCCGCUCCAACACAUCCGGCACUCUCUCUCCCGCACGUGUUCUCUCCCGCCUCCCAUCUCCCUCCCGCAACCGCGCAAACACCGCGCCCUCACCUCGCCCUGGCUCCCUCCGCCGCGCCAAAACCGACGUCGACGACGCCAUCCGCGAACUUAACACCAUCGUCGAAGAGCGCCGCGCCUCCGCCUACCGCACCCAAGCCCUCUCCCCUGAAAUCCCACCCUCCCCCUCUCACCACGUGCCCUACGUCGCACCCUCCAUGCGCAUGCACGUGCGCUCCGAGACGCUCUCGGACAUCGGCUCCGUCUUCUCUGCCCCGGUGAAAUGCAACAAGGCGCUCCCCGACGCGCCCCUCAAACGCCGUACCACCGGUCUUACUCUCGAACCCCCCUCACGCAAUAGCACAAUGGCGCUGUGCUCGAAUCCCAUCACGCCUCCCGCGCCACUCACGCCGACGAAAUCUAUGUCGAGAUUGACCACUUGGAUUAGGCGCUCGAUGUCUACUUCAACCAUGACUACACCGACAUCGCCUCGCCCUUCAACCUCCAGUUCAACGACAUACCACAUGCGCCAGGAUAGCCAGGAAAGCAGCACCAGCACCGCCACGCUGAUCUCCAGCCCGGCGCCCCGCAAAAAGCGCGUCCCCGCGCCUCUUGUCCUGGCCAAGGAGAUCAAUGUUGAGGCUGCCGUCAGGAGCGCGAGAAUUAAGCCUCCAGUCAGUCCAGCAGCGCAUUUGCUCAGGGGCAUGGAGAUGGCGGCAAGGGAUGUGGGCUUUAAUGGACGCGCGAGUAUGGCGAUGACGAUGCAUAGUCCCGGGGCGGUUGGAGUUGCUUUUUAG
Molecule: messenger RNA, 1512 nt
Organism: Parastagonospora nodorum SN15
Lineage: Eukaryota; Fungi; Ascomycota; Dothideomycetes; Pleosporales; Phaeosphaeriaceae
Exons: 2
Coding region: 1-1512 (503 amino acids)
Source: RefSeq, a predicted model, not a curated record